Messenger RNA from Tribolium madens (black flour beetle), 1330 nucleotides. RefSeq names its product putative transferase CAF17 homolog, mitochondrial. The record is from RefSeq and is a predicted model, not a curated record. Gene Ontology annotation, cellular component: mitochondrial matrix. The transcript has 2 exons. The coding region runs from base 148 to 1158 and encodes 336 amino acids. Gene Ontology annotation, molecular function: protein binding. NCBI's taxonomy places the organism in Eukaryota, Metazoa, Arthropoda, Insecta, Coleoptera, Tenebrionidae.
CAAAUAGAUGUCAUUUUUAGUAUAACCUCACAUUUUACGGUUUUGAAUUUUACAAAAAAUAAGCAAAACUAAAAGCUAAUCUCACAGGAGAAUCACUAUUACAGUCUUUAUUUUGCUGAAAUAUAUUGUUGGUUAGGUUUAUCGAAAAUGUUAAAAUUAAAACCAAUAUUAUCUCACUUACCUUUAAAGCGACUCUUAUCAACUUUAUCAUCCCACGUCCUGGAACCUCUAAAUAAUAGAACUCUAAUUCGGGUAUCAGGACCCGAAGUUUCAAAUUUUCUUCAAGGAUUAAUCACAAACGAUAUUGAACAUAUCAGUUCAGGACCCAGUUGCAUGUACACAAUGUUCUUAAAUAGCGCAGGUCGAGUUCUUUACGACGCUAUUGUUUAUCGUAGUUCCGAAAACAAUACGUAUUUAGUUGAAUGUGACACUAAAUCAGAAGAUAUUUUGCAAAAGCAUUUAAAACUAUACAGAGUCAGGCGUAAAAUCGACGUUACAAGUUUAACUGAUGAGUUAAAAAUUCAUGUUUUACUUAAUACCAACAACUUUGACUUAAAUUCAAAUCAAAAAUUAACUAAUCGACCACUGGAAACCCCAUUUAAAGUUCAUAAAGACAUGUGGAUUUACCGCGACCCAAGAGUUGCAAAUUUAGGUUUUCGAUUAAUUGCAAAAUGUGGCGUUAAUGUCGCUGAACAACUUGGUGAUACUUUUAAAAUCGCGGAAAAUUCAUCUGGCAAAAACUACCGUUGGUUGCGAUACAGUUUAGGGGUAGGAGAAGGAGUUGAAGAUUUGCCUCCAGGAGAAUGUUUCCCUCUUGAAUGUAACUGUGAUUAUUUACAUGGUGUUAGCUUCCAUAAAGGUUGUUACGUGGGGCAGGAACUAACAGCACGAGUAUAUCACACUGGUGUGGUCAGGAAACGUUUGAUGCCUCUUCACUUUACCAAAAUACCCACAAAAUAUCCAGACGAAAAAAUUGUUCAAGAAAAUGUUAAUUUAGGAAAGUUGAGAGGCAUAGAGGGAAAUGUAGGACUGGCCUCGCUGAGAAUAGCAAAAACAUUGGCUUUCAAGGAGAUUAAAUUGGGAGAUGGAGCUGCGGUGACCUUCAGACCUAGUUGGUGGCCCCAAGAGGCACCUAAGGAAAAAAUUAAGUGCGCAUAAGUUCUAGCUAAAAAAGUGACAAAAAUAAAAUCAAAUGGAAAUAAGUGAGAUGAAGGAGAAGCACCUAAGAACUGGAAAGUAAAAAUAAAUAUUAAAUCAGUUUUUGUAGUCCGUAUGUACAAAUAAAUAAUCAUUGACCCGAAUUAAUUUAUUCACGAUCAUUCCUUGUCCA